Molecule: messenger RNA, 486 nt
Organism: Penicillium cosmopolitanum
Lineage: Eukaryota; Fungi; Ascomycota; Eurotiomycetes; Eurotiales; Aspergillaceae
Product: glutamate synthase
Exons: 1
Coding region: 1-486 (161 amino acids)
Molecular function (GO): oxidoreductase activity
Source: RefSeq, a predicted model, not a curated record
AUGGGCCGCGAUCCGCGCGAGUACUGCGUCAUGUCAACCGAGUUCGUCGACGACGGCAGCGGCCGGGUCAAAGGAAUCAACACCGUUCGCGUGGAGUGGACCAAGAGUGCCACCGGUGGCUGGGACAUGAAGACCGUCGAGGGUAGUGAGCAAUUCUUCCCCGCGGAUUUGGUCUUGCUUUCUAUGGGAUUCUUGGGUCCUGAAGACCGUUUGCUGGGUGAGGAGAUUGAGCGCGAUCCUAGAAAGAAUGUUAAGACUCCCCCCGGUCACUAUUCUACGAAUAUCCCCGGUGUCUUUGCGGCUGGCGAUUGUCGUCGUGGUCAGUCGUUGAUUGUCUGGGGUAUCAAUGAGGGUCGACAGGCUGCUCGUGAGGUUGAUGCUUUCCUAAGUGGGAUUAGUUCUCAACUUCCUGUUACGGGUGGUAUUGUUCGUCGGCCGGCGAUUGAUUCUGUUCCGAGACAUGCUGAGACUCAGGUCGUUGCUUGA